UCUAUGCGUCAAGUGCAUGAGGAGAUGACAUCACCGGUGUUAAAGACCUUCACCUUCAUGUAUCUUGUCAUUCUAUAUCUCACUCUCCUUCUUUUUUCUGCCUCUCUUCCUCUCAUCGUAGACUAUUUCAAAACACACCAAACUUCUGAUCUCAUUUUUUCACUCAUCUUUUGAGUUUUUUAUUAUUGUUCCUAUGUCUCUCUUAAUAUCUAUCUCCAAGAAUAAUAGGUUACCGAUUGAAUAGAAAUGUGUUCAAAUCCAGAUAUGACUUCAAGCUCAUCAAUGCAAAAUGAAACAGCGGAAACGCACCCACAUAUGCACGCACGUCACAAAAUGUUUAGCAGAUCAGCGUUUGCGCAGAUACUGGCAAUUUUAAUGCAGAACUGUCUGCUCAUUGAAGUAGGACUUGAUACGGCGAUGCCAACCAUGGUCAUCGGUGCCCUCCACAAAAACCCCUCAGAGACGCUUAAUAUGAACGAUGAUGAGGCAUCCUGGUUUGUGAGCAUCCCGGCCAUCUUUUACCCUCUGUCCAGCCUCACGUCCGGCUACGUCCAAGAACUCCUCGGCCGGAAAAAAGCCAUGCUCCUCGUCACGAUCCCGACUUUCGCCGCUUGGAUGAUCUUAUACUUCGCCCAAUCCAUCUACACUCUGUACGCUGCCUCCACACUCAUGGCUUUGUGUAACGGUCUCACCGAAGCGGCCAUCCACUCAUACGUCGGUGAAAUUGGGGAGCCGCAUCUAAGAGGGACCCUAUCCACCAUUUCCAUAUCCGCAAUGUUGUUCGGUGGACUCCUGAUGUUCGUUCUGGGAUACUUUUUUGAUUGGAGGACGGUAAUUUUGAUAUGCGGUGCAUACCCUAUCAUAACGUUCAUGGUCAUAAGUCAGUUACCAGAGUCUCCAACGUGGCUGAUUGUGAAAAAUCGGAAAGAAGAUGCCAAGCGAGCUUUGUGCUGGUUGAGAGGAUGGGUCAAACCUGAGGAAGUUGAGCAGGAAUUUCAGGCUCAUCUGAGCCACGCAGAGAGAUCUGUGAGUUCAAGUUUGGAGAAAUUAGUGUCAAAUGGCUCACUUGAAAAUCUUGAUUAUAUAAAGAUUCAGUUCACGGAGAUGGCAAAAGAGAGGGUUCUUCGUCCAUUGCGAAUGAUCUGCAUUAUGUUUAUCAUUUGCAUAACUGCCUACUGCUGGGCUAUAAGACCAUAUCAAAUCGGUGGUCUGAAAAAAAUGGGCUCUCCUGUAGAUCCUAAACUAGUUUUGAUAGGUGCACAGGUUUUCAUCUUCGUGGGUCUGAUGAUGAACGUUUUGUUUCUGCGGCGUUUUGGGAAGCGAAGAAUUGCGAUUUUUUCGUGCAGUAUAAUUGCUUUUUGCAUGUUUGGGAUCGGAUUCCACCAUGCUAAUCUCAAAGGCCGGGGAACGAACUUUCUUGCUUGGCUCCCGGUCAUCCUUUGGCUCACCAUUAAUUGUUUCGCUGGAUUUAGUGCAGCACUCUUGGCAUGGCAGCUGGUGUCUGAGGUCUUCCCUAUUGUAGGCCGUGGGCUUGCAAGUGGAGUUUCGGCAGCGUGGUCAAGUAUAGUGGUCUUCGUCAUGAUCAAAUCGUAUCUUUACAUAGAGGUGUGGAUUGGUUUAAGCGGAGUCAUGUACAUGUAUGGAACAAUCACAGCUCUCGGUGUUUUGUACCUCUAUUUCUACGUUCCAGAGACGGAGGGAAAAACUUUAGAGCAGAUUGAGUCGUAUUUCACUGAUAAUCAUGAUCCCGAGGAAAAAUUUUCAAUCGGAAAAUCAAAGUGAAAAAUUGAUAUGAGAUUUUUCAAAAGACGGCUGUGAUAAAAUAAUUGCGCAUCUGAUAAGAUAAGGGGCACCACUGAUAUCAGAUAUUGAUUGGCUGAUACAAACAUAGACUGAGACACGUUGCUGCAAAAAGGAACCAAGCUGCAUGCAAUUCCUUCACACAAAGUUCCUUUUAAUUAAUUGGUCUGAGUUUAAUGAAAAUGCAUCAAGUCACAUAAAAAAAAAAAAAAAAAAAAAAAAAAAAAAAAAAAAAA
Molecule: messenger RNA, 2036 nt
Organism: Bemisia tabaci
Lineage: Eukaryota; Metazoa; Arthropoda; Insecta; Hemiptera; Aleyrodidae
Source: RefSeq, a predicted model, not a curated record